Eimeria mitis is the source of this 378-nucleotide messenger RNA. RefSeq lists its product as uncharacterized. NCBI's taxonomy places the organism in Eukaryota, Apicomplexa, Conoidasida, Eucoccidiorida, Eimeriidae. The coding region runs from base 1 to 378 and encodes 125 amino acids. The record is from RefSeq and is a predicted model, not a curated record. The transcript has a single exon.
AUGUUUGUGGCCUCGUCACUUUUCGCUGCCUCCGUGGCAAUCCUAGCGGAGGCGACGGGCGUCGAUCAAGAACCGGUCGCGCCUGUUGGCAGCCGUGAUGUCAUUUACGUGCAGAAUGGCCUUGGCAUGUUUGGUCAGAGUGCCAAUCCACCGGUACAGAGGAAGCAAGACACAAUGUCGCUGAUCUUAGCGGUUGCCGUUGUGGCUGUCUCUGCUGCUACCGCGUUCUUCUUCUUCAAGGCUCUAAAAUCCAGCGAAUAUUGGGCCACCUUCUCGGCAGAUAAUCAGCGCGUGAGCAGUGUCUCCUAUCCGUUCGACCGCCUCUCGGAUAUCGUCAGCUAUCCUAGCGAGGACAGGCCCUGUCCGCGCUGCUACUAG